Molecule: messenger RNA, 1223 nt
Organism: Trichoderma atroviride IMI 206040
Lineage: Eukaryota; Fungi; Ascomycota; Sordariomycetes; Hypocreales; Hypocreaceae
Biological process (GO): regulation of DNA-templated transcription
Molecular function (GO): DNA-binding transcription factor activity, RNA polymerase II-specific; zinc ion binding
Source: RefSeq, a predicted model, not a curated record
CGAAUGCAUCUAUGAAGGAUCCGUUCAGCAGCCGCUAAUGGAAAACCCAUCUAUUUUACAACAGCAGAAGCCAGGUUUGACUGCUAAUUCGUCGCAGACUGAAUCUUUUGUACCGGACACACUAUCCUCAGACUACACGACACAUGCAUAUAAUACAUCUUCCAGUUCGUCAGAUGUGCAUCAAUCCAGCGAUGAGCGGGGCGCAAACGAUUCGAAUACCGAAAAGACUCCGGUUUCUAAUAGUACUAAUUCAUGGCAGACAGCUCUAGAUUUCCAGUGCUCUUCUUUAGAUGAGGAUGAUGGGGCUCAAACUGGGGCUUCGACAGAAUUAUUGCAUACAUAUCAAGUGUUUACUACAUCAAAAUUUGCGGCGGGUCUUCUUUCGCAGGCUAUAUCUGCCUUUCCACAGAUGAUGUUGCGCCGACAGACAUUUCCACCCUUCAUACACGCUCAUUGGCAUUUGCCAUCAUUGCCCGAGACCUUGGCCAAUUGCAUGAGCAUAGCACAGCUUUUCGCUACUCGGACAACUGAGACAAGACCGUUCCUUUGGCGGACAAUUGGGAUUGAAGUUAAGCGCCUGCAAGAUGAAGUGGAAUUUGCCACGCUGCUUGAUCUCCAAAAUGCGCUGCAAUCCGUAAUACUCUUUGUCAUCAUGGCAAUUGUCGACCAAGAUUCCGGCACAUUAUCUUUAGCGCCGAAUUUUUUCCUAAUGUUCAAAGUGCUGUGUAACCGAUCUCGCGAUAUUCUUGGAGGCAGCUGUUUUACAUAUCCAGGAGAGGCUUUGCCGACUACAAGUUGGGAAGACUGGAUCUAUGCUGAAACCCGACGCAGAAUUAUUUGCGUCUGGUUUUUAAUAAGCCGGAUCCUUUCUGUACGCGCAGGCGGCAGCCCCAUGCCUCAGUAUCCGAUGAAUUUACUGCCUGUGGUUUCUAGUAAAACAGUCUGGGAAGCCCGCAGUACUACAGAGUGGCAAACUGAAAAGGCAUUAUACGACGCAAGCGAUCCCAUGACCUCGUUUGAGGAGCUUGUCAACGCAAAGAGGCGGUCGAAUCAGCCAUAUUAUCGACGGAAAUUGGAAACAUGGGACGCGGGCGCGGACAAGAUGGGUACAUUGCUGAACAUUGCGGCGGAGUUGAUGUAGGCUGUACGUCCUAGACAGCAAAUAGCUAACCCUAAUUUUUAAUAGUACAUUUGCAUAGGUACUUAUUCAGAUGUUGAGCUUG